Triplophysa rosa is the source of this 797-nucleotide messenger RNA. RefSeq lists its product as uncharacterized. The record is from RefSeq and is a predicted model, not a curated record. Lineage: Eukaryota; Metazoa; Chordata; Actinopteri; Cypriniformes; Nemacheilidae. The transcript has 2 exons. The coding region runs from base 195 to 797 and encodes 200 amino acids.
UGCACAUGACUGUCUUGUAUGAUAGCCAAUGAGCUUCUGAAAAGAUUAAUAUGCAGCUUUAGUGGGAAGAUUCAAUCUAUCAUGCAAAAAAGUCUGUGCGCAAAUUACUGUAGUGACACGUGCGCCCGUGCGUAAAGAGAGCGUUGUAGAGUUUACAAGUGAAAGUUAGCGUUGAGAGAUUAUACAGGUGAAAAAUGGCAAAAAGGAUGAUAAAAACAAAGUUUACACUUGACGAAGUUGUUGAAGAAUGUACUCGGCGUAACAGUGAUCAAUCAGAGGAUGACAUUUCAGACGAAGAGAACGAUGUUUCAUCCAUUGACACGGUUGCAGAGGACCUGUUUUUGGAUGGCGGAGACGUCACUCUCGACAAACAAUCAAAUGAAACGGAUGAAGACUGGGAGCCAAGCAGCAAAAAGCCAUAUACCAACAGGCAAGACGACAGCACCUCAUCGGAAGAUAAGCCCCAAACCUCACCUACCCAGAGAGAUUCUGCCAGCAAAAGACCAAGAGGCAUAGGACGGGCUAGAGGAAGAGGGAGAACGGCCAGCACCAGUGGUCAAGCUGAGAUGUCAAUCCCCACAUCUGAAGAGAGAUGGAAUGAUGUUGAUGUUCCAGAUGUGACACCACCACAACCCACCUUCAGACCCACCAAAUCACCAGGCCCCCAGCUCAUACGUACAGCUAACUACACCGCUUUACAGCUUUUUCAACUUUUUUUUACAAACUCUGUGUUACUGACAAUAAUUAAAAACACCAAUGACUUUGGCUCAACUGCAGUUGGCUUCCACCAGCAGUGA